CAGUGAACUGAAGCGAUCACUUGCAAACCUGUGUAGAAUUUUUCGUUAGUUUUUCUUUAUUAGCGCUGUCAUAAUGCCACGUAAAGCUCUCACUUGCACUGUAGAGUUAGAUGUUUACCAGGUGAGAGAUCGAACAAUGGAUUGUUCAUUCAACACACGGAAUGUUCCGAGCGUAUUCACGUGCCCCUUGCAAAUGAAAUUUACUUAGUUCAUUGUGUCUUUAAUUCUCAAGUUCAUAUUGUCUUUUUUCCUCAGAUUACCUGUCCGGGAACACGACACUUGAACGACAGAAAUAUGCUUUACCUGUCGGUGUGCAUUUUAGGGCAGACCAAGCGAACUAAAUCAGUGUUUGCAAGUUUUCCUCUUGCACUGAACGAGAGAAUGUACUUCGAGAGGGUGAGUGUUCAUGUUGAAGGAUCUGAUGAAAAGCUUCGACCCAGAUGUUGUUGUCACUGAGAAUAAAUAAUUAAUUAGCGUGGUGACAACAUUGAUUAAUUCGAACUAUAUACCUUGUUUUGAAGAUGACAAGGUUUUUUUCUCCUGUUUUUGCAGACUUUUGUGAAUGCACGAGAACCUACACAUGUCAUGGGAAUAUUAGAAGGCAAGAUACCUACAGCUUUAAAAUUUCUUAGCUCUCUAUGUGCAAAAAAUAUAUAUUAUAUGUUUUUCCUUUUUUGUAAAUUAUAGAUGAGCAUGUGUUGUUUGAACUGGUACAAUACUCUGAUGUCUACAGAGGUAAGUCAAAUAUUUUUGGUAGAGCUUGCACAACCCCAUAUAUUACUUGGGUACAUGCAGUGAACCUAUAGAUGUGGAUAGUAAACUUGUUUGACUUUUAGGCUCUAAUCACACAAUACCAGAUAGCUUUUAAGGGCUGUCAACCCCCCACGUCGUCAAAUAUUGAGAAUUGAUAGGGAGGGGAUGAUAGAUGACGUCAUAUCACAUGGCAACAUGACAUCAUUUGAGUGUGGAAUUUUUGCGCUCGUUUUUCAGACGUCAUUUGGCGGGGAAACCAGUGGUAGCGUCACCAAAUGUCGGCUGUUUUCUCAGGCUACUAUAGUGUGUACAUAGCCUGAGAUGGAAAGUCUACACAUGUCUGUGCUGUGCUGAAAUUUUUACCGCACUAGAACAGCACACCCAGUAACAUUAUGUGUCUGGAUCUUAUUGGGUUAAACAGCCUGAUUUAAAACAGUCAGACUUCAGCUGUUAUUGGAUAUCUUAUCAUUAUCAGUCCUUAUUUAGCGUAUGUGUCACAAACAGUGUGGUCCUGUUAGAGUUAAAUUCCUACAAACAACAUGACCUUGAAAUAGUGACAUAAAACUUGAUGAAAUGGCAACAAAUGACGUAAAGAUGGGUUGAGUACUGAUAGAGCCGUGUCCUUGUUCAAAAUGCCAAAACAACCAUAUUUGAAAUUCAGACUAGGGACAUACAUCCCCCUCAUAAGAGGGCCUCUAGAGUGGGCUCGUUACUAAAGAUCUUGCUACAGCUCUACUAGUAGACUUGGUCUACACAUGAACAGUUCAUGUGCUUGAAAAUUUUCCCUUUGUCCUUUUUGAAUUAAUGAAUGUAUCUUAGCAUGAAUACGACCAGUCAUGCCAUGCCAGGAGAGAAUGCUCCCUAGUUUUAGAUCACUUCACCACUAUACCAGAUGGUGAUCCAUUCCCCAGUUUUCCUGUGAAAACAAAGAAGUCUGUACUUUGAUGCACCGAAAAUUUUUAAUGGGGAUUCAGUCAGUGCUUACCAUAAUUUACAAAAACCAGGUGGGUAGAAAUCUUGUGCAUAAACAUGAAAAAAUUAAAAUUUGAUGUGAAGGGAGAACUGACCCGCUGCAAAGCAUGUCCAAAUCAGCUGAGCAGAUUUUCCAGUCAGAAUUUCUGAUGUAAGUGAUAAGUGCUUGGUGUAUUACUGGCAAUUAGACACUUACAUUCUACAAUAUUUUACAUGUUGUUCUUUUGAUUUUCUUCUGAAAGGAGGAAAAGUGCUGGCUCGUUAUGAAAUAUCAGCUAGAGAAUUUCUCUACCCAACACCCACUCUAACUGGUAAAGAUGGUGUUGAAAGGGAACUACUGUUGAGCAGAACAGUGCAUUUUACUGUAAGUUGAAAUUUAUCACAGUUGUGUUAUUAUUUCAGCAGAUUAAAAACAGGAGACAUGAUGGUUUUCCCACACAUAUAAUUCUUACAUAAUUAUUAAUUAAAAGCUACUAUGUGCCAAUAAGAAGGCUGGCUAAGUUUUAAGAUGCUUGGUCCUUAGUAAGGUUUAUAAGGUCUAGUAGGGAAAAACUUAUUGUGUUAAAAACACGAUUGGCAGCUAGAAGAAUUUUAUAGUUUAUUGGGUAAGGGUAUUGAGAUAUUGAAACCUCUGUAGUAACAAUGCAAUUUCACAACUUUAUUAGGAGUUGGUUUUUGAGAAUUCGAUGGCUCACUGAACUGUAGCACUAAACCCUAAAGUUAGUGUAGAGUGCAGUACUGAAAACAUUUUUCCCUUGUGCUAAUAAUUCUGUGAUGUUGUAGGGAAUUGAUCCAAAGUUGGAAUUUUCCUCCAAUUCUACAAUACAUGAAACAACAGUUCCUGGAACUUAUGCUGAGCUUACUAGUAUUUGGAAUGGUGAUGAAAGUGCAUCUGACUCUGAGGUAAGAAAAGUAGAUUUUAAUUACCUUAGUUUACAGUUUAAUUAAAUAUCCCCAUGCAAAUUCCCCAUACUGAUUUCUGUACAUUUCCUUAAAGAAUGAUUUGAGAGAAUUUGAUUAAAUAUCAAAGCAUUCUGAGAUCUGCUUGUAUGUGAUCGUAUUAUUGUGCUUGACGGCAGUGAAAAACAUUAUUGUGAAGGCGGCUUUGAACUUUAGAGUUUGCGUGUUUGUGAAAAGGGCAGUAAAGGGAUAAAUGUACUGGACCAUACUCCAGUUAUUCAAAAAUUGGAUAGCAAUAUCUAUCAGAUAAAUCACUACGUACCAGACAAAAGUGUACUGAGUGAUUUAUCCAGUGGCUGACUUAAAUGACAAUAAAUUUUUAUCAGUCUUAUAACAGAAAUAAUUUUUCAGUUAACAAAAAGUCAUGAUUUUUAAUAGCCAGGUGAAUAAUUAGAACAAGGAAUAAUGUCUUUUCCUUUGGCUAUAUAUGGAUUGUCCAUGUUGUUUGUUUCAUUUGAGCAUAGAAAAUCUCCAACGUGCGUCCAUAACUCAACAGUACACACUGUGCUGUUUGCCUUUUUUUUGCUUAACUAACGAUUUCUAAUUUUUGGCAGUCUGAAGGCACUUCUGAGACUGAGGAAGAACUUAUACUGAAUCCAACCCCAAGACACCUCAGCCAUAGUCUGUAUGCAAGGGAACAUCACUGUGUGUGUGAGUGUCCACGGCGCCCAGAAAACAAUGGUAGAGUGACCUUAAGGUCAAGGUCUCUGUCUCCUUCACGUCGACCAAAGUCUGCCACGCCUUCAGUUCGACCCCCAUUCAAAGCUGGCAAGGCAGAUGAGAGGAUCAUUUCUCGACGAGACUUUUUGAAGCCCGGAAGAUCGAGGCAAAGAAGUAGAACUGCUUAUGUCGAGGGAAAUCCUGGUAAGGAAUUGACAUAAUUUCAGAAAACUUGCUAAAUUCUUUGACGAGUGAAAAAAAAAGUUCAUCGAGUGAUUCAUGACUUGGGUACUUAACCCCACAUUUAACCACAGUAAACAUUAUCAAUAUUUUGUUACUUUAACUCAAUAAACCUUGAUCUGAUUAUCAAAAUAAUUAAUCGUUUUUUCAGAACUAUAUUAUCUGGCAGGCUAAGCUACCUCUCUGUGAACCUUUCCUUUCCUUUUGUUUUUGUUUUUGAUUUGCAAUUCACAAGAAAAAGGCAGGAAAAUGUAAUUAUUGAGUCAAUUUUUUUUUUGGCAGAUUUUCUUAGUAACCAUAGCCCUUCACUUAAAUUCAAAUUAUUGUCUCAUAUGUAACUAUUAAAACUAGAUUUAAAUUUUUCACAUCGUAGCUCCCUGCCCUGACUGCCGUGUACCCCACAAGGAUUGUGUUGUCUGCCAAGCAUACUUAAAAGUCUAUGGAAGAGAUUUUCUAAAGCAUCGUUUUGGUCAUGAGCUACACAGAAGGACAUCUUCAACACCUGCAUACACUAGUUUUGCUUCUGAACCUCCAAGAGUUCGAGCUCGUUUACCUGAAAAUGACGUCUUGAAUGAAUCAAAGGCCUAUAGUGAACCUAUUCCAAGAAGUAGGAGAAUAUUUCCAAGAGAAAAUGGUUAUGGCUCAUUUCUAUCCUCACCAAAUCGCGAAAGCUUAACGACAAGAUACGCUUCUCCAGUUCCUGUAAGUAUGAUUCUUUUUUCUCCAAUAGGCCAUUUCACAGUUAUGGAUGGAAGCGAGGGUGAGGGUGACCUUGUUUUGAUACAAACCUUCUUUGCUUUGUUAUGGAAAUUGUUCUUGAAAAAUACUAGUAAGCAUAAGAAUAACUUGAUUUGCAUAAUAAAGCAGGAAGGUUUGUAUCAAAACAAGGUCACCCUCAGCCUUGCUUCCAUCGAUAACUGUAAAAUGGCCCAUUUAAUAGAUAAUAUGGAUAAUUUGGAUAAGCCUUAGUUUCUUUGCACCUUGAUGGCCCAAGCUUAUUUCUGUUCUGUUUAUAUUUCCGUAGUCUUAUCGCUCAAGACAACUACCUGAGAUGUCUGAUUCAGAUGAAGAUGACACCGAUAGUAUGUUGUCCUUGCAGGAAUUAAGGUAAGUUUGCUUAUAACUUAUAAACAGGGCCCAGUUGUUCGAGAUGUGAAUAAUGCUAUUCACCGGAUAGAUCUCUUUUGGUGGAUAAUGCUGUUGGUUUCCCUAUUACUUAUCCAGUGGAUAGCGCUUCCCAACAUGUAUUUAAAAAACCAAGGCCAGUGGACAGAAAGGGUAAAGAUGGAGAUACAAUGUACUUUUCAAAAUCAAGAUUUGCAUGUAUCAAAAAUUUAAUACACAAAACCAAACACAGAUGUUGCUCAAUAGUAGCUUUCAUUUCAAAAGUCACCCUUAAGAAUUAAAUCCUAACUCUGAAGUUCAAAACACCUUGUACAGCUUUAAUAUAAACAGUGCCACAGGAAAGUACUGCUCAGUAGCUUUCAUUUGAAUGGUCACACUUUAGGAUUUCGUCCAUCUACUCAAAAGCUAGAACCACCUUGUAGAGCGUAAUUAAUGGCAAUACAAGGUUGUACUGCUCGCUAGGUUUCACCUGAAUGGUCACACUGGGAACAAGGUUUGAGCAGGGUCUGGAAGGGUUAUUUCCCGGAAUCCGGGAUUUUACCAAAAUAAAUUGCAGGAUUCGGGAGAAUCUUGACGGGAUGCGGGAUUUGACUGUUACACGGGAAGCGGAAUUCGCCAAAAUUUUGAACACGGAUGCGGAUUGGCAAAGAAAGUUAUAUUCGGAAUAGCGAUAAAAUGAGUCAAGUUGCGAGAUUCUCGUAAAAAGGAGCGGGAAACCCAGAUCAGGACCCCUUCAUUCCAGGCCCUAUUUAAGCUAUUUGUAUCUGAUUUCAGAUCUGAGAUAAACGAUGCUCGACUUGAAUCACUUGAUAGAUCAUUUGAGGAUCCCCAGCACCCGACACUAGGCACUAGACUAGAUAGAAGGUAACCUGGUAACUUAAAUAAUAGGUGGUUAGAAAGAAUUAGCGGGCGGAUUUAUGCUAGCCAGAAACGCAGAUUUAAAUAAUAACGAUAUUUAUCCUUAUCCACUUUCGAAACUGUUUACCACUGUUUUCCCUUCGAAAUGACGUCUGAGACACGACCGGAGAAAUUCCAUACUGAUGACGCAUCCCUACCCAGAUCUGGGUAGUGACACGUCAUCAAUAUGGAAUUUCUGUGCUCAUUUCUCAGACGUCAUUUCGCGGGGAAACCAGCGGUGACUUUGCGAAAUGUCGGGUAUUUUUCACAAGCUUUUCACAGGCUAUUCGCACGUAAGUGCUUACUGUUUUACACGGAUUUGUACUAACGUAGUCACACAAAUAGGGCGGUUAAAAUUAGACUUGGGAACGCUGUCACUAGAAGCAAACCCAAGAAAAUGCCAUAUUUAACGCUUUUCUUUUAAGAAUUUGAUAGUCUAUUGAUUGAGCUUCCAUAAAUAGCUGCGUUAAACAUCAAGACUUUUGUAGGCAGAAGCUAAAAGCGUUAGUCGUCAGUAGCAAUUACAUCUCUGUGUGUCCGAUUUUCAGUUUGCGAGGUUAUUGACAAGCAAGUUUUAUGGACACAUCGUUCUGCGGUAUUAAGGUGAAAUGUCUUCAUACUUUCUUGUGUUGGUUUUGGGAAACACAAUUAGGCACUUCCCUGAUUAAAAACUGAGUUCACCCUGGCCAAUCUCUCUGGUAAUUUUAAGAAAAAACAAUUUUAAUAAGUUAUGAAAUGUUUCCUUUUUUAGUAUAACUGUGCCGCUCUCUCAAGACAAGUUCUGGUCUAGUCGCAUGGCUGAAUUUACAGGGAGGUCACAUCGAGCGUUGUUCGACGAAUCCUUACAAGAAUUAUAUACAGAUCUCUACAACAAAACUAGAGAUUUAUAACAGUGUUUUAAUAUUUAAAGAGUUUGAACUCAUUUGAUCCAAGCAGAGUUAUAGCAGAUUUUUACUUUUAUAAAUACUUAAGUAGGGGUUUAAAAUAUUAAAAAGGGCAAACGUCUUCUCAUACAAGUCUUAGCAAGCUGUCUAAAGAUCUUUCAAGAGUAGGAUAUAUUGUCUACGUUUUUUAAAACGUAUUAGUAAACAUCUCCUGAGCCUAGUUCUAUAAUGCUCAAGAGUUUUGUACUUUUAGAGAGGCAAAUUGAAUAAAGUAAUACU
Messenger RNA from Porites evermanni, 6770 nucleotides. NCBI's taxonomy places the organism in Eukaryota, Metazoa, Cnidaria, Anthozoa, Scleractinia, Poritidae. The record is from the annotation of a GenBank genome assembly.